AUGCUACGUCGUGCUGCCCUGCUGGCACGUCUGCAUGCUCCACGAAGAGCUGCUGUGACCACACCAUACCUUCCGCCCUGCCGCUGCAUCACCACCCCCGCUUCCUCUCCCUCAUCGCCAACAACCCACAUCUCGCCGCAAGCGCUCCUGGGACACUAUGCGUCCAGUCCGACACGAACAGUCACCUUCGACGACCUGCAGCAGUACGGUAGGCCACCGCUGGACGAGCAGACGCUGCUGCAGAGCGCGGAACGGACGAGGCAGGAGUUGCUAGCGGGAUUGGCGCGGCGAGUAUCGCAACACCUCUCCCUACCCUUCCUCCCAGCGACCAACCCAUCCCUCGCGAAAGUUCACAACCUGUACUCGUCCGCCUUUACGAACCUCACGCUCGUACCGGAAGUCAAGACGCUGGCGGACAACGAUAGGCUGUGCAAGGUCGUUGCACAGAUGGUCGAGGAGCACCGGGACAACAUUCCGCUGCUGGCGAAAGGCUUCAAGGAGUCGCGGAAAUACCUGCCCGACGCUACCAUCACCGACUUUCUCGACCGCGCCAUCCGAAAUCGGAUAUCGCUGCGACUGAUCGCCGAACAACAUCUUUCUCUCUCCGCCGCCUCGCUUCCCUUCCUCCGCCCGCAUGCACCGACUAUCCACCCGCCUCCUUCCGACAACGACGCCGCACGAGAUCCGCGCAUCGAGCCUUCUGCGCGACCACCCUCUUCCUCCCUCUCUGCCAGCCGAGUAGGCGUCCUCGAUCUCGCUUUGAACCCUCACGACCUCAUCUCGACCUGCUGCGAAUACGUCUCGCUCCUCUGCGAAGCGACUUACGGCGUCUCGCCCAACUUCCGCAUCGAAGCCGACCCAGCGAUGACAGUCGGCUCAGUAGGCUCGCACCUCGAGUACAUCUGCACCGAGUUGCUCAAGAACGCGUUUCGAGCGACGAUCGAGCACAAUGUACCGAAGAAGGAGGAGGACGACCCCGAUGUGUUCAAGUUUGACGACUUGCCGCAUGCGCAUAUGAUGAAGGACGAUUUUCCAGAGGUGCUCAUCACUAUCGGGACGGUGCCCGGCGCGAUGACGAUCCGGAUCAGGGAUCGCGGAGGAGGAGUUCCCCCCGAGAACAUCCGCAACGUCUUCUCCUACGCCUUCACCUCCGUCCCGAACCUCCCAGACCCCGACUCGGAUCCCGACUCGCCCGCGACGUACGGCGGCGUCAGUAACGCGGGCUACCUAGGUGGCGUUGGUGGAGGACCGGAGGGUGCCGAGUCGGCUUUGACGACGAAUGUUGGAACGCUGGCGGGACUUGGGUUCGGGCUGCCUCUUUCGCGGAUAUACGCUGGUUACUUUGGAGGCUCGCUCGACCUCGUCUCGAUGUACGGCUGGGGAACGGACGUGUACUGCGUGAUCAAGACGGUCUGA
Molecule: messenger RNA, 1416 nt
Organism: Rhodotorula toruloides NP11
Lineage: Eukaryota; Fungi; Basidiomycota; Microbotryomycetes; Sporidiobolales; Sporidiobolaceae
Product: [3-methyl-2-oxobutanoate dehydrogenase (acetyl-transferring)] kinase
Exons: 6
Coding region: 1-1416 (471 amino acids)
Biological process (GO): protein phosphorylation; regulation of glucose metabolic process
Cellular component (GO): mitochondrion
Molecular function (GO): pyruvate dehydrogenase (acetyl-transferring) kinase activity
Source: RefSeq, a predicted model, not a curated record